GGAGCACCUAGCCUGAGGACCGGCACUGUUCCCUGGACAGCCAACAGACCACUUUGGAGAAACACGGUCACCUAGCCUGAGGACCGGCACUGUUCCCUGGACAGCCAACAGACCACUUUGGAGCAACACGGUCACCUAGCCUGAGGACCGGCACUGUUCCCUGGACAGCCAACAGACCACUUUGGAGAAACACGGUCACCUAGCCUGAGGACCGGCACUGUUCCCUGGACAGCCAACAGACCACUUUGGAGAAACACGGUCACCUAGCCUGAGGACCGGCACUGUUCCCUGGACAGCCAACAGACCACUUUGGAGAAACACGGUCAGAGUGUUACUGCUACCCCCUACUCCAGGACGGGACGGCCGGAGACAUGGACCCCCGCCUGGCCCAGUCUGUUCAGACUGAGAAAGAUGCUAAAACAGAAGGUGUUGUUGUGGAUGCUGAGCUGGCAGCGGCCAUCAUGUCCAGGAGGAUCGUCCAGACUCUGAUCAGCAUGGAGGCCUGGGAGGGAUACGCCUUCGCUGAACACCAGAUCAAUAUCAAGGAGUCACAUGACCUCUACGGAGCUGUGAUGUGGCCCUCGGCCAUAGUGCUGUGUUACUUCCUGGAUACCCACCGGGACACAUACAACCUGCUGGACAAGAACGUCAUCGAGCUGGGCGCCGGGACCGGUCUGGUCUCCAUAGUUACCAGCCUUCUAGGUGCCAAGGUGACGUCCACGGACCUGCCGGAGGUGCUGAGUAACCUGCAGUAUAACGUACUCCGUAACACCAGGGGGCGCUGUAGACACACUCCUCGUGUCACUGAGCUGUCCUGGGGGCAGGAGCUGGAACAACGCUUCCCUCGGGCUACCUGUCUCUACGACUACGUGUUCGCUGCUGACGUGGUGUACUGCCACCCGCACCUGGUGGAGCUCCUGGACACCUUCGAUCACCUGUGUCAGGACGGGACGGAGAUCCUCUGGGCCAUGAGGUUCCGUCUGGACAGAGAGAACCGGUUUGUAGAACGGUUCCAGGGCAGGUUCCAUCUGGAAGAGCUGUAUGAUCUGCCCAGUCUCAGUAUCAAACUGUACCGAGCAUCGAGGAAGGAGAUGAGGAGGAAGACGGACUCAGAGAACCAACCAAGCCAUUGUCGAGAAGGACGUCACACUUGACUCUUGAAGGUCAUUUACCCUUGAGCCGUCAUCCACAGCAUUUGGGGUAAUUGUAGUGUUUCUUCAGCCCGUUAUCUUUUGUUGUAGCUGUCCUCUUUACAGAGGUUACUGUCAUCUUUACAGAGGUUACUGUCCUCUUUACAGAGGUUACUGUCCUCUUUACAGAGGUUACUGUCCUCUUUACAGAGGUUACUGUCCUCUUUACAGAGGUUACUGUCAACUUUACAGAGGUUACUGUCAACUGUACAGAGGUUACUGUAAACUUUACAGAUGUUACUGUAAACUUUGCAGAGGUUACUCUCCUCUUUGUAGAGGUUUAUGUCAUAUUUACAGAGGUUACUGUCCUCUUUGCAGAGGUUACUGUCAACUUUACAUAGGUUACUGUCAACUUUACAGAGGUUAAUGUCAACUUUACAGAUGUUACUGUCCUCUUUGUAGAGGUUACUGUCAUCUUUACAGAGGUUACUGUCCUCUUUACAGGGGUUACUGUCCUCUUUACAGAGGUUACUGUCAUCUUUACAGAGGUUACUGUCAUCUUUACAGAGGUUACUGUCCUCUUUACAGAUGUUACUGUAAACUUUGCAGAGGUUACUCUCCUCUUUGUAGAGGUUUCUGUCAUCUUUACAGAGGUUACUGUCCUCUUUACAGAGGUUAUUGUCCUCUUUACAGUGGUUACUGUCAUCUUUACAGAGGUUACUGUCCUCUUUACAGAGGUUACUGUCAACUUUACAGAGGUUAAUGUCAACUGUACAGAGGUUAAUGUCAACUGUACAGAGGUUACUGUCAACUGUACAGAGGUUACUGUCAACUGUACAGAGGUUACUGUAAUCUGUACAGAGGUUACUGUCAACUGUACAGAGGUUACUGUAAACUUAGCAGAUGUUACUGUAAACUUUGCAGAGGUUACUCUCCUCUUUGUAGAGGUUUCUGUCAUCUUUACAUAGGUUACUGUCCUCUUUGCAGAGGUUACUGUCAUCUUUACAGAUGUUACUGUCAUCUUUACAUAUGUUACUGUCAACUUUACAUAGGUUACUGUCAACUUUACAGAGGUUAAUGUCAACUUUACAGAUGUUACUGUCCUCUUUUUAGAGGUUACUGACAUCUUUACAGAGGUUACUGUCAUCUUUACAGAUAUUACUGUCCUCUUUACAGAGGUUAAAUGAACUCUCCUUCCCUUCAUGUCUAGGCAGAUCUGUAUGAUUGUUUUCUCUACUAUUAUUCAGUUGUAUUUCUGAUUUGAAGAUGUUCACUACAUGACCAGAAGGAUAUAUAGUGUGUGCUGCACAUGAUGUACUGCUGUACAUAUCAAGACCUGCUGCACAUGAUGUAUUGCUGUUUCCUGAAGUUUAUGUCCAUACAAUGAACACUAUUUACUUUGUAUUAUGUUGUUCAUUUGCUUUAUACAGUAAUUUAUCAA
Messenger RNA from Coregonus clupeaformis (lake whitefish), 2571 nucleotides. RefSeq names its product protein-lysine methyltransferase METTL21E-like. The record is from RefSeq and is a predicted model, not a curated record. Gene Ontology annotation, cellular component: cytoplasm; cytosol. Lineage: Eukaryota; Metazoa; Chordata; Actinopteri; Salmoniformes; Salmonidae. Gene Ontology annotation, molecular function: protein-lysine N-methyltransferase activity. Gene Ontology annotation, biological process: peptidyl-lysine methylation.